Molecule: messenger RNA, 1248 nt
Organism: Canis lupus familiaris (dog)
Lineage: Eukaryota; Metazoa; Chordata; Mammalia; Carnivora; Canidae
Gene: ZDHHC12
Product: zinc finger DHHC-type palmitoyltransferase 12
Exons: 5
Coding region: 57-734 (225 amino acids)
Biological process (GO): peptidyl-L-cysteine S-palmitoylation; protein targeting to membrane
Cellular component (GO): Golgi apparatus; endoplasmic reticulum
Molecular function (GO): protein-cysteine S-palmitoyltransferase activity
Source: RefSeq, a predicted model, not a curated record
CUCGGAGGGCCCGCCCCGCCAGGCGCCUCUUCCGGGUGGGGCCCGGGGCGGAGGAGAUGGCGCCCUGGGCGCUCCUCAGUCCUGGGGUCCUGGUGCGGACCGGGCACACUGUGCUGACCUGGGGGAUCACGCUGGUGCUCUUCUUGCACGAUACCGCUUCCUCCUGUUUGGCUCUGGCCCCAGACUCACUCUCCUCCUCCGGCCUCUCCAGCGCUGCGGCAGUGGGAAGAGCAGGGAGAGCUGCUCCUGCCCCUCACCUUCCUGCUCCUCGUGCUGGGUUCCCUGCUGCUCUACCUGGCCGUGUCGCUCAUGGACCCAGGCUAUGUGAAUGUCCAGCCCCAGCCCCAGGAGGAGGCCAAGGAGGAGCAGACAGCCAUGGUUCCUCAAGCCAUCCCCCUUCGGCGCUGCAGAUACUGCCUGGUGCUGCAGCCCUUGCGGGCCCGGCACUGCCGGGAGUGCCGUCGCUGUGUGCGCCGCUACGACCACCACUGCCCCUGGAUGGAGAACUGCGUGGGAGAACGCAACCACCCGCUCUUCGUGGCCUACCUGGCGCUGCAGCUGGUGGUGCUUCUGUGGGGCCUGUACCUGGCAUGGUCUGGCCUCCAUUUCUUCCAGCCCUGGGGGCUAUGGCUGCGGUCCAGCGGGCUGUUGUUUGCCACCUUCCUGCUGCUCUCCGUCUUCUCUUUGGUGGCCAGCCUGCUCCUCGCCUCACACCUCUACCUGGUGGCCAGUAACACCACCACCUGGGAGUUCAUCUCCUCGCACCGCAUUGCCUACCUCCGCCAGCGCCCCAGCAACCCCUUCGACCGCGGCCUGACCCGCAACCUGGCCCACUUCUUCUGCGGAUGGCCCUCAGGGUCCUGGGAGGCCCUCUGGGCCGAGGGAGAGGAGGAGGAGGAGGGCGGCAGCCAGGCUGUUUAGGAGGGCGUGGGAGGGAAGGCCACCAACUUGUGCCUGAAAACCAAACGGGCUGCACCCAGCUGCGGUCAGCCCUCGGAAAGCCUGGGGUUCUUCACUCCUGCUCGCUCCUCCCAGGCCUCAGAGCAGAGCUGAACGACAGAACCCCUGCCUCAGUGGGCAGUUCUGCCUUCCAAAGGAAGAAGGGGAGGCAGGGGACCUGUGGGGGGCUCAGGCACAAGCAACCUGGGCUUGGAGGCCCCCCACACACCAGGAUGCCUCCAGUGCACAGUUUUAUAAGUUUAAUAAUCCAUAAAGCGAGUCAAGUAUUAAAAAAAAUACCAAACCAAA